AGCACGUGCAGUUAAGUGUAAGCUAGCUUCAACAACAACUGUGUAGCCAUAUAUUUUAUUUUUCUAGCUUAACGUUAGCUAGUGUAACUUUAAGGGAAACUGAAGCAGUAACACGAUAGUAUUACUUUUACUACAGUCGUUUGCUCUUUCUUAGACUAGUAAAAUGAUAAAGUUAAACUGUGUGAAUCUUGACAGGUUCAUGGAGGACUUUACUCAACUAGAACAGAAAAUUACAGAGGUUACUGGCAAAAACAACGUGUUGGAGAUCAUGUUGGAGGAUGCCAACAGACUCGUGAAAUUCUAUCUGGCCAAGGAGAAGUGUGUGGUUGAGGAGAGAGACAGUCUCCUGGUCACUGUGAACAGACUGCAGCAGACUCUGCAGGAGCAGUGCAACCUCAGAGUGGAGAAUGAGAGACUGAAGAAGGACAUGGCCGACCUGAAACGACAGAACAAGAGAACAGCAGAGGAUGGAGAGGCUGAGCUUCAGCGGCUGGCCAGUGAAAUGAGAGCAGAAGCAGAGAGACACCAGAGGGAGCUAGAGACUGUCAGGCAGCAGUGCAGGAGAGAGGUGGAGGCCGCCCACAGGAAGGGGGUCCAGCAGCUGGAAGCUAAAGAUGCCAAAGGGAAGAAUCUGAUGGAGAAAAAGGAUCUGGACCUGGAGGAGUUGAGGAAGAGGCUGAAGGAACAGGAGAGGGAGAGGCAGAGCGAGCUCCUCAAGCUACAGAUGGAGUUUGGUGCAAAGUUAGCCCGAGUUCAGAGUACAGCUCAGUUGAGCCAACAGCAGCAGCAGCAGCAGCAACAACACGGCUCCAACCUUAUUCCACAGAGCGUCUUCAAGAGGAAGCUGCAGUUCUUCCAAGAAGAGAAGAACAAGGAAAUUGUUGCUCUGCGUCAGAGAAUCAAAGAGCUGGAAGAGAGCCAGCGUGCAGGCAGCUUCAGCGACAGCCGUCUAAAGAAGAGAAAGAUCUAGUUUGUUUACAGUAGAGGCCAGAAGCUGUUGACACGUCAACUCUGCAGAUGCAUGAAUCUCCAUAC
Messenger RNA from Perca fluviatilis (European perch), 1035 nucleotides. Its product is annotated as coiled-coil domain-containing protein 152-like. The record is from RefSeq and is a predicted model, not a curated record. The transcript has 8 exons. NCBI's taxonomy places the organism in Eukaryota, Metazoa, Chordata, Actinopteri, Perciformes, Percidae. The coding region runs from base 164 to 970 and encodes 268 amino acids.